CGCAGCAGCGAAAGAAAGAGGCAGGCAACCAUGGCGGGCACGGCGUCGCCGGCCGCGGUCUACGGCUCCGACGGCGUCUACCGCUCGCCGCGCCCGGUGGCGCCCAUCGCCGCCGAUCCGGAGCUCUCCAUAUCCGACCUCGUCCUCCGCCGCGCCGCCGCGUGCCCCUCCGCGCUCGCGCUCGUGGACGCCGCGACGGGCCGCGCGCUCACCUUCGGGGCCCUCCGCUCCGCGGUGCUCGUCGCGUCCGCCGCGCUCUCGUCCCGCGCGCGCGUCCGCCGCGGCGACGCCGUGCUCCUCCUCGCGCCCAACUGCGUGCUCUACCCGGUCUGCUUCCUCGCCGUCACCGCGCUCGGCGCCGUCGCCACCACGGCCAACCCGCUCUACACCCCGCGGGAGAUCGCCAAGCAGGCCGCCGACGCCCGCGCCAAGCUCUUCGUCACCGUCUCCGACCUCCUGCCCAAGAUCGCAGACCUCCGCCUCCCCACAAUCCUCCUGGACGGCGACGGCGCGUCCCUGCCUGACGUGACCCUCUACUCUGACCUCGUCGCCGGGGUCCAGGAGACGGAGUACCGCCGCCCUCCGACGUGGCAGAGCGACACGGCGGCGUUGUUCUACUCGUCGGGCACGACGGGGCAGAGCAAGGGCGUCGUGCUCACGCACAGCAACUUCAUCGCGGCGGCGACGAUGGUGACGUCGGACCAGGACCAGCUCGGCGAGGGGCGGAACGUGCUCCUCUGCUUCCUGCCCAUGUUCCACAUCUUCGGCAUGUCCGUGGUCACGCUCGGGCAGCUGCAGCGUGGCAACACCGUCGUCGUGAUGGCCCGCUUCGACGUGGACGCCGUGCUCGCCGCCGUGGAGCGGCACCGCGUCACGUACCUCUUCUGUGCGUCGCCGGUGAUGAUCGCGCUCGCAAAGCAUGGGAGCGGCGGCAGGUACGACCUCAGCUCGCUCAGGUGCAUCGGAUCCGGCGGCGCGCCGCUCGGCAAGGACGUCAUGGAGGCUGUGGCCGAAAAAUUCCCCAACGCCGAGAUUAUCCAGGGUUAUGGUAUGACUGAAACCUGUGGGAUCAUAUCAUUGGAGUACCCACAAAAAGGACGUGCCCGUCAGUUUGGUUCAACUGGAGCUCUUGUCACUGGAGUUGAAGCAAAGAUUAUCGAUGUGAAGACAACGAAGCAUCUGCCUCCGAAUCAACUAGGAGAGAUCUGUAUUCGUGGACCAAACAUAAUGCAAGGCCAUUUCAACAAUGUGCAAGCUACUGAAUUCACAAUCAAACAAGGGUGGUUGCAUACUGGUGACCUUGGAUACUUUGAUGAAAGAUGCCAACUUUAUGUUGUCGACAGGCUUAAAGAGCUGAUCAAGUACAAAGGCUUCCAGAUUGCUCCUGCUGAGCUUGAAGGAUUGCUCCUGUCUCAUGCAGAAAUCCUUGAUGCUGUUGUCAUCCCUCUCCUUUUGCCAAAGUAUCCUGAUCCUGAAGCAGGGGAAGUUCCCAUUGCCUACGUUGUACGAUCACCUAAGAGUUCACUGUCUGAAGUUGAUGUCCAGAAAUUUAUCGAAAAGCAGGUCGCGUACUACAAGAGGCUGAGGAAGGUUACGGUUGUGGACAGUGUACCAAAAUCUGUUUCGGGAAAGAUUUUGAGAAGAGAGCUCAUCGCCCAAGUCAGAUCAUCCAAGUUAUAGCAAGUCAAUCUUCUCAAUUUCAGAACAGUCUUGUCACUAGGUUCCGCACAAAGUUUGCAUAUAUACAUGCAUGAUUGCAUUGUUCGGGAGGAGCUGAUCGAUCGUCGUCUGCCUAUGCAUGGAAAGCGGAGGAAACGGGGCGCAUCCGAAUCGACUUCGUCUGCCUAUGCAUGGAAAGGAAUCGACUUCGUCUGCCUAUGGAACGCUGGCCCAACAGAGCUAUAUACUACCGCACACAAUCCAAUACGAAAAAAGAAAAAAAUAAGGCAAACCCUACUACGCGUACCGCCGCCCGUCGCCGCCGCUCCCGGCUCCCCUCCGACGUUUCAGUUGCUCGCGUCGUCCCGUGC
Panicum virgatum (switchgrass) is the source of this 2030-nucleotide messenger RNA. Its product is annotated as 4-coumarate--CoA ligase-like 1. Gene Ontology annotation, molecular function: CoA-ligase activity. Bases 31 to 1680 code for a protein of 549 amino acids. Lineage: Eukaryota; Viridiplantae; Streptophyta; Magnoliopsida; Poales; Poaceae. The transcript has 6 exons. The record is from RefSeq and is a predicted model, not a curated record.